UAGACGGAACCUGUAGCGUUCAUUGUGGCUAACUCGACAUUUCUGUUCAACAUGUCUCCCUUUCAGCUCUGCCAUUAGAAGCUGCUGGAUUUUUCGUGAAACUACUGCGUUUUGUUAGCAGCAAGCUAGCGGGCCGUUGUCAGCCAGGACCCAGAAAAGCAGCAUCAUCAUCAAUGGUGUGUCUACAUCCCGGAGCCGUCACAUUUUCCUGUGUACGCUCAAUGAACCAUCUCCUCAGCUCACAUCACAGCUGCAUAUGUAUGGCGUUUGCGAGGCUUGGAGGGGAGUUUUGCCAAGCCCAGCACCUGCUGCUUAUUGUGGACAAGUGAACAGGAGACACCAGCUAGGCUCAAACACUGCCAUUCACACACACACAGGUCCUUACUGCCAUCCUGUUCAACCCAUAUGAAGACAAGCCAACGUUCAGUCUGUCACCUAUCCUGGGGAGUAGGGGAGGAUUUGUUUUUAUCCCAGGAGUCUCUGUCUCCUCUCUGCUCUUCUCCUUUCCUGCCUUUCCUCCUUCUUCUUCUUCCUCUCUGACUCGCACAAGUCUUUUCUGAAUGGGCUAACAGAUUUGAAAGAAGGGAAGGACAGAUCUUUUUUCUGUCUUCUUUUUUUUUUUCCUUCUUCAGGAUUUUAGGUGUAUUCUUUCCAGUCUUCUUGACCUCAAUCUGUUUUUGUUUUGUUUUUAAACAAGCCAAUUUUAGUUAUUUAAUUGCCAAGAAAAAUUCAGAUUUUUCCCCUCAGUUUCUUCCCCAAAACAUUUAUUUUGCCUUUUCUAGUCGGACUACUUUUAUGUCACCAAAGUAAUACACUUUUACAUUCUUUGCCCAUAUAUGAUGCUCAUGCAUUAGUUAGUCAAAUUAUUUGUUUAGUAGUUUUCAAUUUUAAUACCGAAGUUAUUUUUCUUUUAGUGAAAAUAUUCUUUUUCUUUCUUGUUUUUUGUUCAAACCAUCGGACAGUCUUUACUUGAACACAUUUGAAGAGCCUGUCUGUUACUCCAUUCUCUGAAGCACAGUACCUUUGCUGAUCUUUAUUUCUCUCUUAACAAACUCUUGCGGGUCUAAAAAUGAACCGACCGGCUCCAGUGGAGAUCUCUUAUGACUGUUUGAGAUUCCUCAUUACGCACAACCCUACCAAUGCACAACUGGGAAGAUUUAUAGAGGAUUUGAAGGCAUUUGGAGUCAACACCCUGGUGAGAGUGUGUUCUGCUACGUAUGACAAGACACCAGUGGAACAAGAAGGCAUACAAGUUCUGGAUUGGCCAUUUGAUGAUGGCUCCGCACCCCCAGAUCAGGUGGUUGAUGAUUGGCUGAAUAUGCUGCAGACAAAGUUUCGAAAUGAGCCUGGCUGCUGUGUGGCUGUGCACUGUGUUGCUGGACUAGGACGAGCUCCUGUGUUGGUGGCCCUGGCUCUAAUUGAGUGUGGGAUGGAGUAUGAGGAUGCUGUUCACUUCAUAAGACUGAAGCGCCGUGGAGCCUUCAACUCCAAGCAGCUGCUAUACCUGGAAAACUACAAACCUAAGCUGUGUUUGCGCUCCAAAGAUGGCAACGGACAGAGCUGCUCCAUACAGUAGGAAUCAACAAAACCCCCUCACAUCUUCAUGGGAGACUUUCAUCCUUUGAUUUAAAAUGCAAAGCUGAAAUGUGUAGGUGAAUUGUUUUGAUGAAGUGAAAGCUCACAAAAUCUAUUUAAAGCACUUGUUAUUCUAGAAAUUGGAGGAUCUCACUUGCCAAAAUUCGGAAAAUAUGAUAACACAGGAUGUGAGUAGGUGUCACUCUGGAUUGAGUUUCAACAUGGUGGUGUUAUUUCUGAUUUUGCAUCCAAAAUGAUCCUUUCAAAAAGUGUACGUGUUAGAGGGUUUUAUCUGUAACCUCCCAUUGUCUUUAUAUUGAUAUGUAGCAAAAAUACACACACACAUACACACAUUAAAGGGAAACCCCAUAGUCAGACCAAAUUUAUUUACUGUCACAAUCACUGUGAAAUCAGGUUAAAACUUUAUUUUAAAGAUUGUUUUUCUCAACUUACUGUCACAGUUGCAGCUAUAAAAAAAAAAGCUUUGCUCUGAUUUGAAAUUUUGAGAUUAAAGAUUGGACACAACAAAAUCAGUUCUGUGUUCAGGGUAGAUUUAAUUUUGUCAUCAUUCAUUCCUGUGAUGUUAUUUUGUCUGCAGCUCGAGUCAAAGCUACAACACAAAAAACACUGAAUACAUAGUAGGAAUAUAUAGUAGGCGGUCUCUCCUCACUGACCAAAUCAAUGUCCUGCUGCCAGAGUGUGGUGCAGAUUAUAAACAACUCAGACAAUAUUUUAAAAAUGUGUUUUAAGAAGUAAAAAAAGAAAAGAAAAUGUGUCUCCAGUUUGAUGCAAAUGUGAAACAUGCUUUAUACCACAGUCUUAUCUACCUGCUGUUUGUCCCAAACCAGUCAUAGGUGCACAGUCUGCUUCUCUAGAACAAACUCGUGUUGGCUGUAAAUGUUUCACACUGUCACUCUUUCACAAUGUCACAAAGGCAGGAAGGUGUGCUUUUAAGAUCAGUUGGUGAAUGUAUUCAUUAAGAAACACUUGGAUAUUUUUUCUAGAUUGUCCUAUUAGCUAUUGAGGGUUAAAAAUCACAGAAAACCAUCAAUAAAUGUUUACUUUAUCGGUCCCAAUGCUUCUAUGGCUUCCAUUUCAAACUACAUAAUGUCAAGCUCUAAUUAACAUGUGUGUUUGAGUGGUAGCAUACACGAAUGUAUUUGAUAUUAAUCCCUCUUUUGAGGAAGUUGAAUGAUGGUGGGCUCAAUGCAAACACAUGAGCACACUAUUAAAGAGUAAAAGUUAAAAAUAAAUGAACUAACGGGGCAAUCUACAAAAUACUAUCAUGUGUUUCUAUCACAACAGCAUCAAUGGAUCAGGACUGUGGAGCUGACAUGCCACAGUUCUGUUCAGUCUCUGGCUCUGUACCUACCUAGCUAGCUGUCUGGUCAGCCGCCGUGUUUGUAAGAUGCUGUUGGUCUUUGUGAUGUUAUUUUCUGUAUUAUUUUUCCCCCUGUAUCUUUUAUCUAAUUGUUCUUAUUUAUUUAUUGAUUCCAUGUUUCUUUGUGAGAUGUCUGUCUGCCGGGGGAAAAAAGCUGUUAGUGUCCUCUUGAAAAUUAAAGUGUUUAGUA
This is a messenger RNA of Scomber scombrus (Atlantic mackerel), 3146 nucleotides long. RefSeq names its product protein tyrosine phosphatase type IVA 2-like. Gene Ontology annotation, cellular component: nucleus. The transcript is spliced from 8 exons. The record is from RefSeq and is a predicted model, not a curated record. Gene Ontology annotation, biological process: protein dephosphorylation. The coding region runs from base 1070 to 1576 and encodes 168 amino acids. Lineage: Eukaryota; Metazoa; Chordata; Actinopteri; Scombriformes; Scombridae. Gene Ontology annotation, molecular function: protein tyrosine phosphatase activity.